CAUUCUGGCCCAAAUAUGGCCUGUUCAAUCGUGUUCCCACCUCUCUUACAAGUGGGUCCAGUUGUGGCCCGCGACCCAGGCAGCCCCCUCACCUCUUCUGUCGAAGCUGCUGCCGUCGUCGUCGCUGACACCUAUCGCCGCUUCCAGAGUCGCCGGCGGCGGGUGUUCUCCCACGCUGCUCGUGCGGUGAGGGCGGCGAGGCGGCGGGACGUGAGGAUGAUGGGCAGCAACAGCGGCGGCGGGGGCGGAGGCCCUGGCGGGGGCAUGGGUCAGGGCAUGGGCGUGCCCGUGGGUGGAGGCGGGGACGGGCGGCACGACGACGAGGCCGCGCUCACCGAGUUCCUCUCCUCGCUCAUGGACUACACCCCCACGAUUCCCGAUGAGCUGGUGGAGCACUACCUCGGACGCAGCGGAUUCCACUGCCCUGACCUCCGCUUAACGAGAUUGGUUGCUGUAGCCACCCAGAAGUUCCUUUCGGACAUUGCAAGCGAUUCUCUUCAGCACUGCAAGGCCAGGGUAGCAGCACCAAUCAAAGACAAUAAGAGCAAACAGCCUAAGGAUAGGCGCCUUGUACUAACUAUGGAUGAUCUUUCUAAAGCCUUGCGUGAGCAUGGUGUGAACUUGAAACACGCUGAGUACUUUGCAGACAGCCCUUCAGCAGGAAUGGCUCCUUCAACGAGGGAGGAGUAGAUUGGAUUGAGCCAACCUGUACCAAGUGUCUAAGUGGAACUGGGAAUUAUACAGGGAUCAUGUCAAUGAAUAGCCUGUCCGCAUUCUUGCCCAAUUUGAUGUAACGGUGUACUAGCAUAGCCUCCAAAGUGUGGACUCCAUCGCUAUUCGUGCUGUAUUAUUACUGACCAUUAGAGUCUGAUUUCAUACUUAUUAAGAUUGUAUUAUCAGUGCUGAUUAGUCUGUCUCGGUUAGAUUAUCAGGAGACAAGUUUAUCUUAUCCAUGUCUGAAUUGCUG
This is a messenger RNA of Panicum hallii, 967 nucleotides long. RefSeq names its product transcription initiation factor TFIID subunit 10. The transcript is spliced from 7 exons. Gene Ontology annotation, biological process: transcription initiation at RNA polymerase II promoter. The coding region runs from base 16 to 690 and encodes 224 amino acids. Gene Ontology annotation, molecular function: promoter-specific chromatin binding; RNA polymerase II general transcription initiation factor activity. The record is from RefSeq and is a predicted model, not a curated record. NCBI's taxonomy places the organism in Eukaryota, Viridiplantae, Streptophyta, Magnoliopsida, Poales, Poaceae. Gene Ontology annotation, cellular component: nucleus; transcription factor TFIID complex; SAGA complex.